AUGUCUACAUCCUUGCCAAGCCUCCUUAAAUACACCAAAAUACACAACAUCCGUGACUGGGUUACUUCAGACCUGCUCCUCACCCCGCAACAUCAGCAGAACCUGCAGUCUCUAGAGGAAACCCCCAUGAGGAGGCCGCUAUCAGACAUCAAGUGCCAGAACUUCAAGGCAGUCCUGUGCAAAUAA
This is a messenger RNA of Pyricularia pennisetigena, 186 nucleotides long. RefSeq lists its product as uncharacterized. NCBI's taxonomy places the organism in Eukaryota, Fungi, Ascomycota, Sordariomycetes, Magnaporthales, Pyriculariaceae. The record is from RefSeq and is a predicted model, not a curated record. Bases 1 to 186 code for a protein of 61 amino acids. The transcript is spliced from 2 exons.